CAGCGACAUCUUACGCGCAUUGAUUACCACGUCAUUUUGGCCUGAAACAGUAUAGCCAACAUCUACAUACACAUAAAACAAAGUAUACAUUUCAUUUCCAAGUGAGAUACAAUAUCGUCUGGAAUAUAGUCAUGCUAUCAUAAAGAAGUGCCACCUUCCAAGUGGACGCUGUGGCUCCAACAGAUAUGUAGCUGAUUGUUAUUUAUUUUUUUUCUUCAUCAUCUCAACACCAUCUUUGAACUGAGAAACAUCUUUACGAAAGUAAUCAAAGAUGGCUCUCACAAAUGGGAUUUAUAUUGUGCAAGGCGAGAUCGCUUUGCUUAUCACGGCUAUGAGAAGAACUUCUCGAUAUGGUGCACAUGGAAGACAUGUCAGACAGCUGGAAGAUGAGGGAGAUAUACUUCAAAGUUCGUUCUUUCAACUGAAAGACGCCCUGAAUAAUAUCACUGAUCUUAGUGAUAUAGAACCUAAUGCAUUCCUGAGCCCAUUCCUGGAGGUGAUUCGCUCUGAGGAUACCACAGGUCCUAUAACUGGACUGGCCUUGACGUCGGUCAACAAGUUUUUGUCUUACGGACUUGUGGAUCCUGCUGCGGAGACUUCUGCAGCUGCCAUAGAAAACAUCGCUGAUGCUGUGACCCAUGCCCGCUUUGUGGGCACAGACCCUUCCUCUGACGAAGUGAUCCUCAUGAAAAUUCUUUAUGUUUUGCGCACAUUGCUUCUAUGCAGAGCUGGAGUGCUCCUUACAAAUGAGUCAGUGUGUGAGAUAAUGCAGUCUUGCUUCAGGAUCUGUUUUGAAAUGAAGCUCAGUGAAUUGCUUCGCAAGUCUGCCGAAAAUACUCUCAGGGACAUGGUUCAGUUGUUGUUUACCAGACUGCCCUAUUUUAAAGAGGACCCAAAAUGGAUUACAAACAUCAACAAAAAGCUAAAAAUGCGAACUGGAAGUGUGGAUCCAGCGCGCAUGGGGAAAAGGAAGAAAUCUCCCAAGCCAAAGUCAAAAAGAGCCCACGGCCCCAGCCAGCCGUCGUCAGACAUGGCCCAGUCCCAGCCGACAAUAGCAGAAGCAGCAGAGAACCUGCCAGCAGAUGCCGACACAGCCACCGCAGAGGUCAGCGCUGAAGGUCAGUCGCAGAUGGAGAACUCCGUGUUUGAGCACAUCAUGGCGGAACGGCUCGCCACCACGCCCGGCUACGCCUUGGAAGAGGAGCCGUAUGAUGUGGAAAAGGUUUUCAAGUCUGCGGCAUCGUCGGAGGAAGCAAAAAGUGACAUGCUUAAUGAGAAUGCGGUUGCUAAAGCUGUGAGAGAGAAUGAUCAAAAAGAGGACGCCAGCGAGCCAUCCAGUCUGCCCGAGGACCCGCCCUCUGAUCCACACCACGUGGGAGUCGGGGCCGAUCUGCCCAUGAGGAAAGCGAUGAGUGACACGGACUUGUACGCCAGCGAGCAGAACGGGGAGGGAGACAACUGUGAUGACAACGAGUCUGUGCACUCGACAGACACGACGUCCACCCAGGACAGCGAGUUCAUCAACCCUAAGGGCGUGCGCUUCACCCAGCAGCAAGCCACUAUGGAAUCGGGUGGCCCCGUGCCGCUGAUCCCCUACGGCCUCCCGUGCGUGCGGGAGCUGUUCCGCUUCCUGGUGUCGCUGACCAACCCGCUGGACCGGCACAACACGGACGUGAUGAUUCACAUGGGCCUGAGCCUGCUGGUGGUUGCCCUGGAGACGGCCGCCGACCACAUCAGCUCCUACAACUCUCUCCUCUACCUGGUCAAGGACGAGCUCAGCAGAAAUCUCUCCAUGUUGCUGCAGUCAGAAAGGAUCUCCUUGUUUGCUGCUUCCUUGAGGCUCAGCUUUCUGCUGUAUGAGUCCAUGAGGUCUCACCUCAAGUUUCAACUGGAGAAUUACCUGCUCCGGAUCAGCGACAUAAUCGUGUCGGACAACCCCAAAAUCACGUACGACCACCGGGAGAUCGCCCUAGACCUGAUUGUCCAGCUGUGGCGUAUCCCGGGCCUGGUCACCGAGCUGUACCUCAACUACGACUGUGACCUGUACUGCUCCAACCUGUUUGACGACAUGACCAAACUGCUCUCCAAGAAUGCGUUCCCGGUGUCGGGCCUGUUCACCAUACACCUGCUGUCGCUGGACGCCCUGCUGACUGUGGUGGACAGUAUAGAGCAGCACUGCCACAGCCGCACGCUCGCCACCACAGGCGCCAAGGUGCUCGCUGACUCCAACGCCUCCCACCGACCCGCGGACACUUUGUCUGAUUCCAAAGGAGGUGUGAAGGGAAGAGAUAUACGAAAGGGACCCAUCAUCAAACCAAAUCGGAUGGUGAAAAUGACCAGCAAAAUUCCAACAAGAGAAGAGCUGGCAGAGCUGAAGCAAAAGAAAAAGAUUUACCAGAUCGGCACUGAGCAGUUCAAUAUAAAACCCUCCAAAGGCCUGCAGUACCUCCAGGAGCAAGGGCUGCUGUCCAAGCCUCUGAGCCCGACGGAGGUCGUGACCUUCCUCAAGGAGAACAACCGGCUGGACAAGAAGAUGAUCGGAGAGUACAUCAGCGACAAGCGCAACAAGGAGGUUCUCGAGGCCUUCGUCAGGUCUUUCAACUUCGAAGACACCCGGGUGGACGAAGCUCUCCGCAUGUACCUCGAGUCAUACAGGAUGCCAGGGGAGGCCCCGGUCAUCUCGUGGCUUAUGGAGCAUUUUGCCGAACACUGGCAUAAAAGUAACGGAGAUCCAUUCCACAACGUUGACGCGGCCUUCACCCUGACGUAUGCCGUGAUCAUGUUGAACGUCGACCAGCAUAACCACAAUGCCAAGAAACAAAAUAUUCCAAUGAACCCAGAGGAUUUCAAGAGAAACGUCAAAGGGGUGAACGGAGGUCAAGAUUUUGAUCAGGACAUGCUGCAAGAAAUUUUCCAAGCUAUAAGGAAUGAAGAAAUUGUGAUGCCAGCGGAACACACAGGGCUUGUGAAAGAAAAUUAUUUGUGGAAGGUGCUGUUACAUCGGGGCUCGUCCAAAGAAGGCGUUUUCCUCCACUCCCCGACCGGUGCUUUCGACCACGAACUGUUCACCCUGAUCUGGGGCCAGACCGUGGCGGCGUUGUCCUUCGUCUUUGACAAAAGUGCCGAAGAGACCAUUGUCCAGAAGGCGGUCUCAGGCUUCAGGAAAUGUGCAAUGAUCUCAGCUCACUAUGGCAUGAGCGAUGUUUUUGAUAAUCUGGUCAUCUCUCUGUGCAAGUUCACAACUUUGCUGAGUGCUGUGGAGAGUCCAGAGUCUAUACCCGCCUCCUUUGGGAUCAACCUGAAGGCCCAGCUGGCGGCUAGGACGGUGUUUGGGCUGGCUCAUCGGCACGGAGACAUCCUGAGGGAGGGCUGGAAGAACAUCCUGGACUGUAUGCUGCAGCUGUACAGAGCCAAGCUUCUGCCCAAGUCCAUGGUGGAGGUGGAAGAUUUUGUGGAUGUUUACGGGAAGAUUUCCAUUUUGAGGGAAGAGUCCACCACCACAAGGUCGGAGAGUGGUGUGCUGAGCAGCUUUGUGUCGUACUUCUCGCUGUCGGAGUCGUCGAGCGCCAAAGGCCCCACGGUGGAGGAGCUAGAGGCGGGCAAGGUCGCGGCGUCGUGCGUCAAGGACUGCCAGCUGGACCAGCUCAUCAUCGACAGCAAGUUCCUGCGGGAGGACUCACUUCAAGAGCUCAUCAAGGCGCUGGUGUCGAUACGUCAAGGCACGGAGGACCAGAGCUGUCUCAACGGCCAUUACGACGAGGACGCUUGUAUCUUCUUCCUCGAGUUGUUAGUGAGGGUCGUUCUACAGAACAGAGAUCGCGUGUCCCCCGUGUGGCAAAGCGUGCGUGACCACCUGUACAACGUGAUCGUGAACAGCACCAGCCACUCCUUCCUGGUGGAGCGGGCCGUGGUCGGGCUGCUCCGCAUCUCCAUCCGUCUGCUGCGCCGGGAGGACAUCGCCGGCCAGGUGCUCACCUCGCUGCGCAUUCUGCUCAUGAUGAAGCCCAACGUGGUGCACAGCAUCAGCAGACAGGUGUCGUACGGCCUCCAUGACCUGCUGCGCACCAACGCGGCCAACAUCCACACCAGCCAGGACUGGUACACGCUGUUCACGCUGCUGGAGGUGGCCGGGGCCGGGGCUAACCUGCCGCCCUUCAUGCAGGUGUGCACCGACGUGGACGUGUCUGAGGUCAUCAGCGACGCAGGAGCCCAGAGUGACAGCGAGGUGGCCAGCGCCAGCGGCAUGUCAGACGUCAGCGACCGGGGCUACACGUCAGACAGCGAGCUCUACGGGGGUCAGCAGCGACACGCCAGCCUGCCCGGUCAGCUGCUGCCUCAGAUGCGGCCCGUGGAGGAGCUGGAGCUCAAGCCUGUGCCGGACAACGGGAGCUGGUUGAUGGUGAACAAAGAAGAGCACCCGGCCAGGAUGCCCAUCAACCAGUACAGCAUCGACCUCAACGAGAACACGCUGUUCCCCGACAGCCGCGCCCUGCUCAAGUCCUCGGAGACCUUGACCUUCCUGGUCCGCGAUGCGGCGCAUGUCACGCCGCACAACUUUGAGAGCUGCGUCCACUGCAUCAGGACCUUUGUGGAGGCGGGGGUCAACGGAGGCCGAGUGCGCUCGACCCCCCCACGCAGCCACUCCAUGCGGGACUCCAAGCUGUCCCGGAGGAAGAGCAAAAAGGACAGGUCGGGCUCCAAGAUGAGCAAAUCGUCGUCCACGCCUGAGCAGCUCGCAGACGGCCAGCUCUCGGACGAGGACGGAGAAGAGGCCACGCAGAGCAGUUUGCAGCUUUUGUCUAUACAACUCCUUGAUCUGAUGCACACACUGCACACAAGAGCUGCGUCUAUAUUCAGUUCGUGGGCAAAAGAAGAGCAGGAGCCACAUGAGGCAGACGCUAACAAGUCGGCCGUGAGUGGAAACGUGGCGGUGAGCAUCCCUGUGCCCAGUCUGGCGGUCGGCUCAGGCCCUCGGCUGGGCUCUGGGACUAGCACGCUGUGGGGCAAGUGUUGGUGCCCUUUGCUGCAAGGCAUUGCGCGGCUGUGUUGUGACGCGCGGCGACAGGUGCGGAGCCAGGCCUUGACCUACCUACAGAGGGCGCUCCUCGUCCACGACCUGCAGACCCUGAGUGCUGUGGAGUGGGAGUCUUGCUUCAACAAGGUUUUGUUCCCUCUGCUGACCAAACUGUUGGAGAACAUCAACGUGUCGGACCCUGUGGGGAUGGAGGAGACCAGAAUGAGGGCGUCCACCUUGCUGUGUAAGGUGUUCCUUCAACAUCUGAGCCCGCUGCUGUCACUGACCACCUUCACCGCCCUGUGGCUGACCAUCCUAGACUUCAUGGAGAAGUACAUGUGUGCAGACAGAAGUGAUCUCCUGUCUGAAGCCAUCCCCGAGAGCCUGAAGAACAUGCUUCUGGUGAUGGACACGGCCGGCAUCUUCCAGACAGCCGACGGCACCGAGUCGCAGCUGUGGCGACUCACCUGGGACAAGAUUGACACCUUCCUGCCCAAACUGAGGCUGGAGCUCUUCAAACCUUUUGAGCCAGAACCAAAGCCCGACAAGAUAGAGAGAAACGAUGUGAAUGCGGAAGCGAGGGACGCGAACCCACAAGUCGCGUCUGCAAAUCCAGCCUCGCAGCAGUCAGCAGUUACCACAACAGGCCAGCAGGUGGCGCCGCCACCGCCACAACCACACUCACAAGCCCCUCCCCCACCACAACAACAACAACAGCAACAACAACAACAAUAUCAGCAACAACAACAGCAGCAACAACAGCAUCAGCAGCAGCAGCAACAACUCCCCCCAUCCCCCCAGCAUGUGCUGGAGCAGCAGCGAGUGUCCCCGUCACAAGGGCAGACAACUCACGUGGCCGUCGCCGAUGACGACGUGCCCCUGGAAGGCAUCACUGUCGUCAGUCAUGAAGAGCGUCCCGGCAGCCCGUUGAUGAAUCAGCCCGCGUCGGCCGCCACAGCCGCCUACAUCCUCCAUCCACCUCUACCUCACAUUCCAUCCACCUCUGGGGCAGCUGAGUAAUGUUGUGACUUCUCCUCCUCGGUGUCCUCACGGAUGGAAAGAAGAAGGUAGGAAGGAGGAGGCUGGGACACAAGAUGUCACGGAAGGGAAGAAGGAAGGAAGGAAGAUGAAAGGAAGAGGCUGAGACACAAGAUUGAUGGUCGCUGAUGUGGAUCAAGAUGCAGCCACUGCUCCAAUACCUACCCCCCCCCAACAAUGUGUUGCAUAUAAAAUGUAGCAUCGUCAAACCUUUUUCCAGCAAGCAAGACGUAUGUUUUGCGGCACCGUUAUUGUAUAAACUUUGAUCUUUGUGUGGACUUACAAAAAACUUUACUGACAAAUCCGAUAUGAGAUUGAAGAGUUUAUUUGACUCCAGAAAUUUGAUUUUUUGACUGGAAAAGGUGUUACGUUACACUAAGCAGUUUUGUUUGUGGCUUCUUGUUGUUCCCAACUAAUGGCUUUGUGUACCUUACAGGCAUAUUAGUUGUCUGUUGGUCUUCAGUAAUGAGGUAACGGUCUGUUAUAAUCGGAGAAUCGUGGUCUGUCGUUGUGGCGUUUCAGCUGCUCGCCGUUGCAAGUCCUGUUUUCUGUCCCGGCAAAUUUGGCCGACUCUAUGACAAAGUUUUCAGUAAUCUGAGCUCUGAGGUGUGUUCUUCUCACAAACCGGUUUUUCGUUGUUGUGAUACAAUUGUAUUUUUGGAUAGCGCAGUCUGAAAGAAAGGAUCUUCCUUAACUUGAUCGGUUUUGGGGUUGUUUUUUUUUAGUGUGCUCUUCAAAGAUGGGUCAUGGGAAUGAACAGCACCUUGCUUGACCGGUCAAAUCAGUCACUUUAUCAUCUCAGUCUCUCAGCAGGAAGUUUGACAUUUCUUUUUGUAUUGCCAUCGUUCUCAUUAUAAUCCGAUCUCCUAGCCAUUGCGGACUUCCAGCUUGAGCCAGUUGAACUGAGGAGAUGAAAACUGAAUAUCUGUGGUAGUUGGUCAGACAUGUUGGUCUAUGUUUUCUGUGCUGGUGUGGCAUUUACCACAUUCUAUGAAAUAAUGUUUGCAUUGGUCAAGUGAAGCUUCCAUUCCUGUCACUUUGUGGAGUUUCUAUCUUAAUCAGAUGCCGCGACUGGAAGGGAUGUGAGAAUUCUUUUCUUUUUUUUCUUUUUCUUUUUGACAACCUCCAAAAUGUUGAUACCGCUCAAAUACUUCCCUUCCCUGUUUCUGGAGGGUCUUUCUUCUCCUCCUGAACAAUUACUGACGUUUUUUGUCACAGCUGAGGACGAUAAGUAAGCAGUUGUGCUCUGAGCCUCGUCCUGGUCUGUUGUAGUCCUCUUUAUAGAUGGGGGAGGGGGGGGACUUACAACAGAUUCCGUGUGGGUUUUUUUUUUCGUGGGAUUGUGCAAGGCAAGGUUGUAGAAGGCAUGUAGUUCUAGUGCCCCUUCAGUACAAGGUUUUUUAAAAAAAUAGUUGUUUGGUUUUUUUUCCCCAUUUUAGUAGGAGACAUUGAGAAUGGAGCACUUUGCUUUUCUUCAGUGUGACGACCACGCAUGUGCUGCCAGAUGAUCACUGUCUAUGGAAUUUUCAUCCAAUCAUGCGCUCGUGAGUUUUGGCAUUUUGUACCGGUCAGUACUUUUACUGUUGAAGGAGUUAACUUGUGGAUGGUAGCGUAGAUGUCUCGAGGGAUGAUUUGGUUGUUUACUGGGCAUUUGUUCUUGUGUGUGUCUGUUGUACAUAUGGCUGUCUUGGAGUUUUUGGUUGUUGUUGUUGUUGUUGUUGUUGUUGUUGUUGUUUUUCCUAUUUAUUAUUUAUAAGUGCUUCCUGCAGAUCUUGUCCGUUGGUCACGACUGAAUUGUGUCGUAUUUGAACUGUUGUCUAUGACUUUAUCGUUUAAGAUGGCGGGGGGGGGGGGAGCGGAUGGGUUGUAGUUAUUUAAGGUGAAGGUCAAGCAUUUUUCAGAUUAUAUACGGCAGGUGAAUCUGUGUUUAUUUUGCGUGACGAUUAACUUAAUGCCACGUUCUUGCACACUUGCAUAGUAUCGGUGUUAUAUAUAAGUUACAGUCGGGCACACACAUAGUGAACAGGCACAUAGUGAACUGGCUCAUAGUGAACUGGCUCAUAGUGAACUGGCUCAUGGUGAACAGGCACAUAGUGAAGUGACACGUAGCAAACUGAUUGUCGCCUCAGGGAUUGUGUUGUUCAAAGUGCACUCGACAGAUGAGGAGUCCACUGAAAAAAACGGGCAUAGUCACUAACUGAAAAUAGUGAGGGCAUCAAUUGUCAACGCUUGUUGACUCAUAACUGUAUUUCUGUUCAGCUGUUGCUUGAUUAUUGUUGUUAGAUUUCCCAUCCAACAAAUAUAUAAAAUAAACCAUCCAACAAA
This is a messenger RNA of Aplysia californica (California sea hare), 8377 nucleotides long. RefSeq names its product Golgi-specific brefeldin A-resistance guanine nucleotide exchange factor 1. NCBI's taxonomy places the organism in Eukaryota, Metazoa, Mollusca, Gastropoda, Aplysiida, Aplysiidae. The record is from RefSeq and is a predicted model, not a curated record. The coding region runs from base 272 to 6034 and encodes 1920 amino acids. Gene Ontology annotation, biological process: regulation of ARF protein signal transduction. Gene Ontology annotation, molecular function: guanyl-nucleotide exchange factor activity. The transcript is spliced from 40 exons.